AGGAGACGUCGCGACUCGGAAGGGACGGCAAUAUGACGACAGAGACCACUCGCACCCAUCAUCACGAGGAGUUCAACGACGAUGAGGUGCCCGAAGAGGGUCAGGAGAAACACGACUGGAAGGCAUUACCGGCGUCCACGACAGAGACCUCCAGAAACGUCGAGCACCUGAAGGAUUACGAACACGGAUUCGACAACUUCUCGAAAGUCAUGAAUCGACAGAAUCUACGAUCGAUUGAGAACCGGACGACUCCGACGGGAUCCAAGAAGGAGACGCCAACGGACAGAUGGUUGGACGACCACUUCGGGUCCAGCGAUGAGAGCGAUAUCGUUGAGACGUCUAACACGAGGACCGGAAAGAAUGUGAUUAAUGUGAGCAGAACUGGGAGGACGUCAACCCCUAUAUCCGCGCUGUCCGGAGAUUACCGUUCAGUCGACCGAAAGAGUCGAUCGCAACAAAAGACCUCAAAAUCGGGACAAAGAUAUACGUCGACCGCUAACUAUUACGUGAGAGACUCGUCGAGGAGUCCAUCGCCGGCCGCCGACUACUUCAGGCCCUCUUCGCGAGCCUCUCGUCGAGAAGACGCGUCGGUUCAGGCGUCCCUUUCCGAUGACGAGGAGAGAUUCAAUGAUUUCAAAAGCAAAACCCAUUCCUCAAGCGUUGAAAAGCGCGAUCGGAGCCGAAAGGUUGACUGGGGGUCCGAGACGCCCACCCGACCCGAGAAGACAUUUUAUUUCGGCGAUGAAAGCCAUCAGAAACAUCAGGGAAAGGAGUAUCGAUCGGACAAAGAGAUUAUAGAGGAUUAUCUCUAUAAACAGAAGUACUCGACAACGGAAGACACGACAAAGAAAAGCGAUUUCAAUAACAACGACGACUGGCGGGGCAGCGGACACGUGACGGCCAACGUUCACGCGAGCAGUAAAUCGACGCUAAAUAAUAGGGUUGUCGACGAAUCCAAGUUUGACGACAACUUCGACCGCAGUUUCAAAGGAGAGAAAGAGAGGGAUGAAGUCGAACACAAUCUCAACCGAUUCAUGGAUUGGGACACACACUAUAAGAGCGUAAAGCCAUUGGACGACAAGUCCUAUUGGGGAACGAGUGACUCAAAAGCCAAUGAACUCAUUCAUCCCAUCAUUAAAGACGGUCGCGAUCUGUAUCCGCCGUCAGACGACUUCUACUCCUCGAGACGAGACCCGUUGACUCGGCAGCGAAACUUUGACUCUUACGUCUCGCCCCCACCCCUGUAUUCCAGCUCCGACUACAAGUACAGGCCCUCCAGUCCGGCGUCGCCCGGAGGCACGUGGACUAAGUCCAAGACGAGGACACGAUCGCCGCUAUUCCGGUCGUCGUCGCCGACCGAUAGCUUCCCAAAGUUUAGCCCCCUUUCCACGAAUGCCCUCCAAAUCAAGAGUUUCACCGACGCCUACACUAACGGUCGAAAUCAUUCAUCAAAAUAAUAAUAAUAUUGUCAUUAAAUUCACGAUUAAUUUCGAGUGGAAGUCGAAAAGCCAUUGAAAUUAUAGCUAAAAUCCUCGAACCAAUUGGACUCUACUUUUCUAUCGGAGAAAAACACUUUUUACUAAAAUAUAAUUUUAAUAUUUUUAUGAUUAAUAUUUGUCCAAAAUUGUGCCAAAAAUAUAUCUCAAAAUUUGUUAACAAAUAUUAAUACCGAAGCGGAGGUGGAAAGGCAUACAAUUCCGGAGUCAACCAAUCAUUCCUAAUAAGCGGGUUUCACUCAAUAAAUAAACUUUUUUUAUAUAUACAACUUGUGGCCAA
Oppiella nova is the source of this 1776-nucleotide messenger RNA. The record is from the annotation of a GenBank genome assembly. Lineage: Eukaryota; Metazoa; Arthropoda; Arachnida; Sarcoptiformes; Oppiidae.